Molecule: messenger RNA, 4221 nt
Organism: Plasmodium vinckei vinckei
Lineage: Eukaryota; Apicomplexa; Aconoidasida; Haemosporida; Plasmodiidae
Product: non-SERCA-type Ca2+ -transporting P-ATPase, putative
Exons: 1
Coding region: 1-4221 (1406 amino acids)
Biological process (GO): proton transmembrane transport; potassium ion import across plasma membrane; sodium ion export across plasma membrane
Cellular component (GO): membrane
Molecular function (GO): P-type sodium:potassium-exchanging transporter activity; ATP hydrolysis activity; ATP binding
Source: RefSeq, a predicted model, not a curated record
AUGAGUUCAGAAAGGCAAAGCGUGACUCCAAACCGCGCAAAUAUAAAAGGGGAAGACAAUAACAACCAAAAUAAUCAAACAAACGAUGUAUCAAAUUCUCCUGUAAAUAAUAAUUCAAAUAUCAAUGAAAAUGGUCAAGGUACAGUCAAAGAAAAUGAAAACGGUGUAAAUACAAAUAUACAAGAUAUUCAAACCGGAGGGCAAGAAAAUGACAAACCUUCUAUGGGACAAAAAAGGAGAUCACCAAAGAAAGAAAAAUCAACACCAAUGAUUGAAAAAGCCAAAACCGAAAACUUAAGUAAUAGUAAAAUAGGAAAUGAAAAUGAGAACCCAAAUGAAGGUAAAGAGAGGGAGGAAAUGGACAAACUUCAAAAAGCAAAAACAGAGAGGUUGGAAGAAGAGAGAAGAAGAGCAGAAAGGGAAAGAAUCGAAAAUUUCAAAAGUGAAAGAUUAGAUCUUGACAAACAAAGGGAAGAAAGGGAAAGUUUUGAAAAAAAGAAAACGGAGAAACCAGCUGAGGAAAAAGCCAAAGUGAAAGUUGGGGAAAAAAAUGAUGGGGACAAUGCAGCUAAUAAAGGAAUAUUGGUCAAGGCAAAAUCAAAGGAAGCAAAGGAAGCAAAGGAAGCAAAGGAAGCAAAUGAAGCAAAGGAAGCAAAGGAAGCAAAUGAAGCAAAGGAAGCAAAUGAAGCAAAGGAAGCAAAUGAUGAAAAAGAGAACGAUGAAGGAUAUCGUAAUCAUUAUGCAUCUGAAAGUAUUGAAAAUUUAUGUAAAGAAUUUGAUUUAGUAGAUAUAAAUAGAGGGUUAACUUUUGAGCAAGUUAAAAUAAAUAGAGAAAGAUUCGGAGAGAAUUUUAUUGAAAAAGAUUCUGUAACCCCAAUAUGGCUAAUAUUUUUAUCACAAUAUUAUAGUCCCGUUGUUAUGUUAUUAUUAGUUGCAGCAGUAGCUAGUCUUGCAUUAAAUGAAGUUGUAGAAGGAAUAUCAAUUAUUACUAUUGUUACAUUAAAUGCUUGUUUAGCUACUUAUAUGGAAAAAUCAUCAGGUGAUGCUAUAGCAAAAUUAGCUGAAAUGGCUUCACCACAAUGUACCGUAUUAAGAGAAGGACAAAAAAUGAUUAUACCAUCUCGGGAGGUUGUUGUAGGAGAUGUUGUUUUAAUAACAGCAGGAGAUUCAAUAUCUGCGGAUUUAAGAUUAAUAGAAGUUAUAGAAUUGAAAACUAAUGAAAGUUUAUUAACAGGAGAAUCAGAAGAUAUUAAAAAAACAUUAAUUCCAAGUGAUUAUACAACAGCUUUUUGUACGAACUUAUGUUUUGCUACUACAUCUGUAACUAAUGGAUGUGGUAAAGGUAUUGCUAUAUCUACAGGAUUAAAUACUCAAGUUGGCAAGAUAGCAUCACAAUUAAAAAAAUCAAGUGAAGGAAGUAAAUUAACACCAUUACAAGUUUCAUUAAAUAGAUUAGGAGGAUUGAUAGGAUUAAUUGCUAUUAUUGUUCUUAUGGUUAUUAUUACAUUAGCUAUUUUAAUUAAUUAUAAAGAUCCCGCACAUGCAGAUAAAGAUCCGCUUUUAGUAAUAAUUAUUAUUGGUGUUGGUUUUGCAGUAUCAUCAGUACCAGAAGGAUUACCUAUGGUUGUUACAAUUACAUUAUCGGCUGGAGCAAAAGAUAUGGUUCGAAAAAAUGCAAAUGUUAGAAAAUUGCCAGCUGUUGAGACUUUAGGAUGUUGUUCAGUUAUUUGUUCUGAUAAAACUGGUACUUUAACAGAAGGUAAAAUGACAGCAAUUAAUAUUGUCACAUUUUGUAGAAAUUCUAAAUUAAAUGAUAAAAAUGAAUUAACAAAAACUUAUGACUUUUAUCCAACCAAAGGAUUUGAACCAUAUGGUGGUAUUUUUGAUUCAUUAGAGUUAACAAGUGAAAUUAAAAAAAAAAUAGUUUUAGCCAAAAAUAAAAAUAUAUCAUUCGAUACUAUUUUACAAAAUUAUGGUAAUCCAGAAAAUAAAAAUUUAAAUGUAUAUAAAACAAGAUCAUUAAUGUUAGCUGCUUAUUUAAAUUCAUAUGAUACUACAUUAUCGAAAAAUCCUAAAACAGCAAAAUGGGAAAUACAAGGAAAUAUGAGUGAAGGACCUAUAGUUGUUGCAGCAGCAAAAGCAGGAUAUAGCAUUUUCAAUAAUUCUGAAAAUGCUGAAAAUAAUUAUCUUACAAAAUUUAAAAGAUUAGAAGAUUUAGAAAUUCCAUUUAAUUCGUCGAGAAAAAUGAAAGUCAUAUUUUAUAAACUAAUUGAAAAUGAUAAAUUUGAAAAUAUUAAUUUAAAAAAUAAUAAAUCAAAUACUAGCUACACACACAUAGCAUUUAUAAAAGGAGCACCAGAUAAACUCACAGAUAUAAGUACACAUCUAAUAAAAGAAGGUCAAAAUGAAUUACAAGUUUCAUGGGAUAAAAGAAUUACAGAUAAUGAAAAAUUAAUUUUAGCUAACAAAAAUAUUGAACUAUCACAAAAAGCUUUGAGAGUUUUAGCUGUAUGUAUUAAACCUUUAACAGAUAAACAAAUAGACCAUUUAAGAAAAUUAGAAGAUGCAGAUGAAAGAUUAUUAUUUAUUAAGAAUGAUGAACAAGGAGGAUUUAUACCUUUAGGUUAUAUUGCAUCAUUUGAUCCACCAAGAGCUGGAGUUAAAGAAGCUAUACAGACUUGUCGAGAUGCACAAGUUAAAGUUAUUAUGAUUACAGGAGAUCAAAAAACAACAGCUAUUGCUAUUGGUAAAUUAAUAGGAUUAAUUAAUAAUAAAAAAUCAGGAAACGACGACAUAAAAGAUAAUGAAAAAGAAGGAGAAGAAAAUAGUAAUACUAUUCAAGCUAUCGAAUGUUCAGAAUUACAUGUCAAUAAAAAUCCAAAUGAACCUAUUUUGCCAGAUGAUGAAUUAGAUAAAUUUGUUGACAACGUUUUAAUAUAUUCUCGAGCUCAACCAGAAGAUAAAAUAACUAUUGUACAAUCUUUAAAAAGAAAAGGAUAUUUAGUAGCUAUGACAGGAGAUGGUGUUAAUGAUGCACCUGCAUUAAAAGCAGCAGAUAUUGGUGUAGCUAUGGGAAUUAAUGGAACAGAAGUUGCCAAAGGUGCAUCUGAAAUGAUUCUAAUUGAUGAUAACUUUUGUACAGUUGUUAGUGCUAUAGAUGUAGGAAGAACUAUAUAUUCAAAUAUUCAAAAAUUUGUAUGCUUUUUACUUGGAACUAAUAUCGGAGAAAUUAUAUAUUUAUCUGUUUCUAUAAUUACACAAAUGCCAUUUCCUUUAGAAGCAUUACAAAUAUUAUUUUUGAAUUUAAUGACUGAUGGAUGUCCAGCUGUUGCUUUAUCAAGAGAACCACCAAAUGCUGAUAAUAUGAAAACCCCACCACGACCUAAAAAACAACCAAUUAUGACAAAAAGAUGGUGGUUAUAUGGAAUUCUACCUCAUACUAUUUUUGAGGCUAUAUGUGUUUUAUUAUCAUUAGCUUUUUCAUUAUAUAUAUGUACAGGAAGUUAUACAUUAAAUGAUAUACAUAAUUCAUGUAGAACUGUUAAUAUUCCAAAUAGUUCUGACCCAUCAGAAUUUUUUGAAUAUAAAUAUUUUUGUAGUACUUAUGAAUAUAGAAUUUCACCAGAUUACACUGGUUGGAUUACAAAUUUGAAUUUUUGGGACCCAAGAGAAAAUAAACCAAUAACAUUUUGGGGAGCAGCAAAAGGAAAAAUCGAAAAUAUUACACCAACACAUGAAUCAAUACAUCCAGAUGUAAGAAUAAUUAUGCAAAGUGGUUGUUUAAACGAUUUGCAAACAGAUGAAUAUGGUUGGUGUAAACCUUCAAGUGAUGCAACCGUUGAAAGUAAUGAUGAUCAUGUUAAAGGGGCAUUUAAUAGACAUUUUGAAGAUAUAUCAUCAAAAGGAUCAAAAAGAGGUAGAACUAUGGCUUUUAUAUCUGCAGUUUGGUGUGAAAUGCUUAGAGCAUAUACUGUAAGAAGUUGGGAACCAUUUUAUAAAGUUUUUAAUAGAAAUAUGUGGAUGCAUUUGGCUUGUAGUAUAUCAGCUACUAUGACAUUUUUAGCAACAUGUAUCCCAGGUAUCACAUCAAUAUUAAAUACAGAAUGUUUAUUGUGGUGGCAAUAUUUAAUAGGAAUAUCCUGGGCUUUACUUAAUCUUAUCUUAGAUGAAAUAGUCCCCAAAGUUAUAUAUAGAAGAAAAUAUAUGUCAAUAAAAAAUUAG